AUGAUUUUUUACAUAGCAAGGACGGAGGAUCCGAUGCCGGUCCCGACAUCCUCCUACCGAAUCACCUAUAUCCCCUUACCCGCCCCGGUUUCUGGGUGGCCCCGCCGCCCGCGCACACCCAACGCUAUAGCAGCCACAGGGGGGCAGGAGCGCGAGACGAGUGUCGUCUGCGCAGCGGAGCAUCCGCGCCCACCGCCGAUGAGCAGCGACGCGCACCGAGCCUACCUGCCCGCUCUCUACGAUUCCUCCGCUUGGAAACAGACCGCCGGGCGGAUCUUCCCCGUGCCCUCUUCCCCCGCCCCCUCCUCCUCUUCCUCACCCCCUGCUUACUACUACUACGACCACCUGGCCCCUGACAUCCUCGGCCCGCGCUGCGCAGACUCGUCGUCCGCGAUGCUGCUGUGGAAGCGCGCUCUGUGGCGCUGCCUCGGGACACACCUCGCCACGGCUGCGACGAUUGGCCGCAGCGUUGCGCAUGCGCACAUGCUCCCUGUGUCGCUGAUGCUGUCGUGUGUUCUGUCCCCGGCCGUACGGCCGACGUAGACUCGGGAGCUUCCGGAACGCAUAUAUCCGAGGGCCAAUUGCAGUCACAGCUAUCUGAGGGACUGCAGGUCAUGUAUUACUAGCACCUCGAAUCUU
Mycena citricolor is the source of this 639-nucleotide messenger RNA. NCBI's taxonomy places the organism in Eukaryota, Fungi, Basidiomycota, Agaricomycetes, Agaricales, Mycenaceae. The record is from the annotation of a GenBank genome assembly.